GCUGAGGGGCGCGGCCCACGGCCCACCACAGCCGUGCGCAGACGCAGCGGCAAGCCGAGCAGGUGGCCAACGGUCACUCGCUCCCUUCCUUCGCUCCUGGAAGCUUGCCUGCCGCUUUCCUCUAUUCUCUUCCUCCACCUCUUGGGUGAGUGGCCAUGAGCUGGGCUGUGGGAGCCCUGUGGGCCAGCCGGAGAGUAGGCGCUGCCGGAGCGCAUUUCCUGUGUCUGGGGAUGACACCGUUUCCCCGCCAGCCAGCCUGCAUCGCACACGGGGGCGCUUGGCCCGUCAUCCCCGUGUCCAAGAUGGCGACUGUCAAGUGUGAGCUUAUGAAGCAUUUAAUUUCAGAGGAGGCCGUUCAUCGCAAUAAGGUCUCCAUUAUAGGAACUGGAUCGGUUGGCAUGGCCUGUGCUGUCAGCAUCCUACUUAAAGGCUUGAGUGAUGAACUUGCCUUGGUGGAUGUUGCCGAAGACGAACUGAAGGGCGAGGCAAUGGAUCUUCAACAUGGCAGUCCUUUCGUGAAAAUGCCAAAUAUUGUGUCUAGCAAAAAUUACCGUAUCACUGCAAACUCCAAUCUCGUGAUUAUCACGGCAGGUGCACGCCAGGGAAGGGGAGAAACACGCCUUAAUUUCGUCCAGGGAAAUUUGGCCAUCUUUAAAUUCAUGAUUUCUACUAUUACCCAGUACAGUCCUCACUGCAAGCUGAUUGUUGUUUCCAAUCCAGUGGAUAUCUUAACUUACUUAACCUGGAAGAUAAGUAAAUUUCCCCAAAGCCGUGUUAUUGGAAGUGGUUGUAAUCCGGACACUGCCCGUUUUCGUUUCUUGAUUGGGCAAAGGCUUGGUAUCCACCCUGAAAGCUGCCAUGGGUGGAUCCUUGGAGAGCAUGGAGACUCAAGUGUUCCUGUGUGGAGUGGAGUGAAUAUCGCUGGUGUCCCUCUGAAGGCUGUGAACUCACACAUAGGAACUGAUAAAGAUCCUGAGCAGUGGAAAAAUGUCCACAAAGAUGUGAUUGCCAGCGCCUAUGAGAUUAUUAAAAUGAAAGGUUAUACUUCUUGGGCCAUUGGCCUAUCCGUAGCUGAUUUAACAGAAAGUAUUUUGAAGAAUCUUAGGAGAGUGCAUCCAGUUUCCACCAUAAUUAAGGGUCUCUAUGGAAAUGAAGAAGUGUCCCUCAGUGUUCCCUGUGUCCUGGGAGAGAAUGGUAUUACAGACCUUAUAAAGGUAAAGCUGACCCCUGAAGAAGAGGCUCAUCUGAAGAAGAGUGCAGAAACACUUUGGGAGAUUCAGAAGGACCUCAAGUUUUAAAGUUGUUAAAUCUACCAUUCCGAAGUUAUUGAAGAAGAGAUAGUAGUUAAUGGGGUUAUAGAUGUUAAAUUUUUUAAUAAACUUAGAUUCCUAAAAGUUGGAUAUAGGAAAGGGGAUAGAGUGACUCCCGUUUGUUUAGCCCCCCAGCUCUUUUAUUUAGUAUCCAGAGUUUUUUAAUAAUCCUAAGUGACCUCAUCGAAGGUGUUCUCAUACCAUUGAGGUACCAGUUCUUGCCUUGAAUAUAUAAGUGUAGUUGCCAUUUGGUCCAAAAGAA
Rhinolophus ferrumequinum (greater horseshoe bat) is the source of this 1572-nucleotide messenger RNA. Its product is annotated as L-lactate dehydrogenase A-like 6B. Gene Ontology annotation, molecular function: L-lactate dehydrogenase (NAD+) activity. Gene Ontology annotation, biological process: carboxylic acid metabolic process. The record is from RefSeq and is a predicted model, not a curated record. Gene Ontology annotation, cellular component: cytoplasm. Lineage: Eukaryota; Metazoa; Chordata; Mammalia; Chiroptera; Rhinolophidae.